AUGAACUGUACAAAAUCACAGGGUCCAGCUCAAGAGAUUAUAAAACGUGACCAAAUCUGUUUGUGGGUUCAACAACUCAGCGAUCCAGAAAUGAGAAGCAACUCUUUGCUUGAACUCAACAAAAGAAGAGAAGUGAUCCCAGACCUAGGUGUUAUUCUCUGGCACUCGUUUGGAACUGUAGCAGCGAUGAUGCAAGAAAUCGUUGACGUCUACCAAUUUUUCAAUCCGUUAACUUUUACCGCACACCACUCACAUAGACUGUGUACAAUUCUAAAUCUAUUGAAAAGCGUCGCGAGCCAUCCAGAGACGAAAUCAGCGUUCGCUCAAGCUCAGAUUCCAAGCUAUAUUUACCCUUUCUUGAAACCCUACAAAGGUGUUGAAUUUGAAAACAUUCGCACGACUAGUCUCGGUGUCUUGGAAGCUUUGGUGAGGAACGACAGCGAAGAAGUGAUUACGCAUCUGCUAUCAACUGAAGUUAUCCUUUAUGUCCUAGAGAUUUUAGAAAAGGAUUCCAAGCCUUCAAAGACUUUUGCUGCGUCAAUUCUUCAAUGUAUUUUGUCUCAUGAAGACGGUUUGAUGAUGAUAUGUGAAACUCAUGAAAGGUUUGCUCGAGUAGCGACUGCACUUGGGAUUGUUGUCAACGAGUUGGCCAAAGACUCGACAUGUUCAGACGAGUUCCAGCAUGUCGGAGUGAUGCUUCACCUCGUGGUACAGUGUUAUUGGAGAUUGUCCCAGAAUUGUCGUGCUCGAGAAGCCCUCAAGAGAUGUCUUCCUGAUGAACUAAUGGAUGGGACGUUUUCGCAGUUUGUUGAUGACGAGUUUUCAACGAAUUGUGUUCUCACCCAGCUACUCAAUAAUCUCGAAAUGUGUCCUUAUGCUUUUGAAAUGCAGUAG
Messenger RNA from Macrosteles quadrilineatus (aster leafhopper), 894 nucleotides. Its product is annotated as CCR4-NOT transcription complex subunit 9-like. Gene Ontology annotation, cellular component: CCR4-NOT core complex; CCR4-NOT complex; P-body. The record is from RefSeq and is a predicted model, not a curated record. NCBI's taxonomy places the organism in Eukaryota, Metazoa, Arthropoda, Insecta, Hemiptera, Cicadellidae. The transcript has a single exon. Bases 1 to 894 code for a protein of 297 amino acids. Gene Ontology annotation, biological process: negative regulation of translation; mRNA catabolic process.